Microdochium trichocladiopsis is the source of this 1371-nucleotide messenger RNA. RefSeq names its product glycosyl hydrolase. Gene Ontology annotation, molecular function: carbohydrate binding; hydrolase activity, hydrolyzing O-glycosyl compounds. Gene Ontology annotation, biological process: carbohydrate metabolic process. The coding region runs from base 1 to 1371 and encodes 456 amino acids. NCBI's taxonomy places the organism in Eukaryota, Fungi, Ascomycota, Sordariomycetes, Xylariales, Microdochiaceae. The transcript has a single exon. The record is from RefSeq and is a predicted model, not a curated record.
AUGACCAGAGUCAAGACCUGGACGGCCCUACAGGCGCUGGCCUGCCUCGGCACGCUGCUUGGCCAGGCCGGGCUCUCCCGCGCCGACAACCCCAUCGUCCAGACCGACUUUACCACGGACCCGGCACCCAUGGUCUACAACAACCGCCUGUACGUCUUUACGGGCCAGGACGAGGACGGCUCGACGACAUACAACAUGAAGAAGUGGCGCCUCUACUCGACCGACGACAUGGCCAACUGGCGACACCACGGCUCGCCCUUGAGCCUUGCAACCUUCUCGUGGGCCGACGCGAACGCCUGGGCGCCCCAGGCCAUCGCGCGCAACGGGAAAUUCUACAUCUACGUGCCCAUCCGGCGCCGCGGGGGACAGAUGGCCAUCGGCGUGGGCGUCGCCGACUCGAUCGAGGGGCCCUGGAAGGACGCCAUCGGGGGACCCCUCGUCGAGAACGCCGAGAUCGACCCGACCGUGUUCGUCGACGACGACGGGCAGGCGUACCUGUUCUGGGGCAACCCGCGGCUCGCGUACGUGCGGCUCAACGCCGACAUGAAGUCGUACAGCGGCGGCGUCAACUACGUCACGCUGAACACGGGCAGCUUCGGCCCGCGGCCCAGUCCGACGACCCAGCGGCCCGCCGCGUACGAGGAAGGGCCCUGGCUGUACAAGCGCAACGGCCUGUACUACAUGGUCUACGCGGCCAACUGCUGCUCCGAGGACAUCCGGUACUCCACGGCUCCCAGCGUCACAGGGCCCUGGACGUACCGCGGAGUCGUCAUGGCCACCGAGGGCAAGAGCUUCACGAACCACCCGGGCAUCAUCGACUACGGGGGGAACUCGUACUUUUUCUACCACAACGGCGCGCUGCCGGGGGGAGGCGGGUACCAGCGCAGCGUGUCCGUCGAAGGGUUCCGGUACAACUCUGACGGCACGAUCCCGCAGCUGCGGAUGAGCACGGGCGGGCCCGCGCAGAUCAAGAGCCUGGACCCGUUUGUGAGGCAGGAGGCCGAGACGAUCGCGUGGACCGAGGGCGUCGAGGUCGAGGCGUGCAGCGAGGGAGGAAUCAACGUCGCCAACAUCAACAACGGGGACUACAUCAAGGUCAAGGGCGUCGACUUCAAGGGCGGCGCCAGCUCGUUCACGGCGCGCGUCUCCUCGGCCACGAGCGGCGGCAGGAUCGAGCUGCGGACCGGCAGCAAGUCGGGCAGCCUCGUGGGGACUUGCACCGUCCCCGCGACGGGGGGCUGGCAGACCUGGCAGACGGUGACGUGCCGGCUGAGCACGACCGUCAGCGGCGUGCAGGACUUGUUCCUCGUGUUUAUGGGGUCCGGCACUGGGUUCUUGUUCAACAUCAACUGGUGGCAAUUUGCGCAGUAG